CGCGCCCUUGUCCUGUACCCACACGGCUCACCAGCCAGCCUGCCCUUGCGCCGCUGCUGGUGCCCUUCCCCUUCCCCCAGUCUAUAACUAAAACUAGGCGGCGCAUGUACAGGCUACAGAGCUGCACGGGCACCCCUCCCCUCGUGAUUGAACUCGCUGGCUCGCAAGGAACGCUCCAGCUUCCAUCUAGGAUCCGAAAGGAACUGGCCACCAGCUCGUCCUUCGCUCCUCUUCUUCCCCCAGUGAGGAGCAAGCUUGCGACAUCUGAGCUCGUUUCUUUCUUGCUCUGUUCUUCUUCUUCAUCUCCGGUGGGCUGCGCGAUGGCGACGGCGUUGGCGCUGGCGGCCGCCGUGCUCCUCUUGUCCUCCACGCUCGCUGCUUCAGAGUUCUGCGUGUGCCGGCCGGACCAGCCGACGACGGCGCAGCAGAAGGUGAUCGACUUCUCGUGCGGGGACGGCGCGGACUGCUCGUCGAUCCUACAGGGCGGCGGCUGCUACAACCCCAACACCGUCGCCGCGCACUGCUCCUGGGCCGCCAACAGCUACUACCAGAACAACAAGGCCAAGGGCGCCACCUGCGACUUCGGCGGCGCCGCCGCCAUCUCCACCACCGACCCCAGUUUCUCCGGGUGCACUUUCCCUUCGACUGCCAGUGCUUCCGGGACGACGGGCACCACGACCGUUGGCGGCGCGACGUCGACGGGCACCCUGAGCCCCGGCGUGGGCACCGGGUUCAACGGCACGGCGGUGGGCAGCGGCGGCCUGGGGCCGGCGGGCACCAUGGACAGCGCCGCGGCCGGCCUGCUCCCCGGCACCUUCCUCGCCGCUGCCAUCCUCUCGCUCCUAGCCCUGCACUAGCUCCCCCCUCCUCCGUUCUCAGUAGUUCCGUCCUUUGGUGUCCAGUAGUUCCUUCUCUGAACGACAUCAAGAAAGGAAGAAUGGGAUGGGAAUUGGUUGUUGGAGGGUUACAGUUUCAGCACUAACCCACUACCCCGUGUGGCUGCUUCUUCUUGUAGCUGCCUUGAGCCUUCCUAGUGGCAUCGGUGGUUGGGUUGGGGUGUAUUUUUGGCGCCUUUUCAGCAUGAUGGUGUAUGAUUUGAUUUUAUGCGGUGGUGGGAUGGCUGGCUCUGCUGUCCUGCAAGGACCAUUGUCUUUUUUGUUCCUUUCCUUUGGUCACAUACAUCAAGAGUUUUGUACUCUCCUUGUUUAUGUGAUUUGCUUGUAUAUAAGGCCUCGUUAGUUGCA
This is a messenger RNA of Panicum virgatum (switchgrass), 1244 nucleotides long. Its product is annotated as PLASMODESMATA CALLOSE-BINDING PROTEIN 3-like. The record is from RefSeq and is a predicted model, not a curated record. The transcript has 4 exons. Lineage: Eukaryota; Viridiplantae; Streptophyta; Magnoliopsida; Poales; Poaceae. The coding region runs from base 105 to 857 and encodes 250 amino acids.